CCGUCCGGCGGCUGACUGACCCGCCGGUCGGUUUGUGACCGUGUUGCAAGCGGAAGGCUUCUGCAAUGAUGGCUCGCUGCUUUUGAUUUUGGAGAGAGAGAGAGAGAGAGAGAGAGAGAGAGAGAGAGAGAGAGAGAGAGAGAGAGAGAGAGAGAGAGGCUGGAAGUGGAUGAGGAAGAACAAGAAAGAGAGUGGUGCAGUGAGAGAGGAGGAAGGCCGGAUAGAUUUCAGGCGCAUUCCCUCUGCUAAGAUGAAAUGAUUAUGCAGCUUCGGCUGAGCAGCAGAUAAUUGCAGCAGCAGCAGCUGCAGCAGCAGCAGAAGAAGAAGAAGAAGAAGAAGAAGAAGAAGAAGAAGAAAGGAGGAGGAGGAGGAGGAGGAGAGGAGGAGGAGGGGGAGGAGAAGCGAAGGGAGAGUGGAAGAGCAGUAGGUGGAUAAACGAAGGGACACUUAUUCGUUCGUCCUACUGGUGCUGUGGGACCCUUCUCUCAGAUCAUCUGCUCUGCAUGCACUCUCGGCUUGGUCUUCACAUCCCUCUCUCCCCAUCCGUCCACGUGUUCUGAUUGUCGCUCCUAGGUUCUCUACUUCGUCGCCUGAAUACUUCCUCCUCCUCCUCCUCCUCCUCCUCUCUCUACCACCAUCUCCUCCUCGUCCUUCUCAUUUUCACCACCGCCUUCUCUUCUUAUCCUCUUGGCUUUGUUCUGGACCUUCAGCCUCUUCCCCCUCCCUCUCUCGGUUGCCACCUCUCUGUCACUGUCUCUGUCUCUGUCUCUGUGUUGUCUCUCUCUCUCUCUCUCUCUCUCUCUCUCUCUCUCUCUCUCUCUCUCUCUCUCUCUCUCUCUCUCUCUCUCUCUCUCUCUNCUCUCUCUCUUUGUGUGCGUGUGUGUGUGUGUGUGUCUCUCUCUCUUUGCGUACGUGGCGGCGACAGAGCAGUGUACAGCGUGUGUAGGACAGACUGCAGGCUCGAAGAUGGCAUGCGAAGCGAUGGGCGCGUUGGCGUCUUGUUCUGGUACCACGAGGAUGAUGCCGCAGACCAAUCACUUGACGGAUACGGCAACAAGCCCACGUGGUGCCACGUCGAUUGUCCUCGACACAGGGGGACGAAUGCGGUACGUAUCGAAGCGGCAUUUCAGGAACAACAGGAGCUCCUCCUCCUCCUCCUCCUCCUCCUCCUCCUCUUGCUCCACGGCCUCUGACGAGGUGGUCAGUGGUGGCCCCGAACGACGAGGAUUGAGCCUGAUUCGAGCCGGAUCUCGCACAAUGUGCGGCCUUGGCGGGGAAUGUCGCGCAUCAUGGCGCGCAGUGGGCGGAGAGCGCAGCGUGAAUGACGUCGAACACGCCUGCAGACCUGGUCGAAAUGCUGUCGGGAUCGCAACCUGGCAUGCCUUGUGCUGUCCGACCAGACACAGGCUUCCUCAUCAGCAUCAGCAGUCCGGCGGCAUCCGCAGGCGUCCGCGCACCCGGCGGAGCUCGCUGCCGCUUCCGCUUCCGCUUCCGCCGCCGGCGGCAUCGCGCGGCAACGAUGCGCGAACGACCUCGGCAGCGGAUCCACUACCACUAGCUCGCCCGCCGCUGGCGAAUGCCCGACGUCGGCAGCCCGCCGGUUCCCGCCGGCCGGUUGUGGUAAGCGACCACCGCGCCGGCGGGAGCUCCGCGGGGACUGCCACGUCAGCGAUCGCCGAUAGAGCCGAGCAAUCGGCUAUGUUGGCCGACGAGGAAGAUUACGUGAAGGCAGGAGGGGCAGAUCUGGAAUUUGUCAAAAUGCAGGCGGGCAAGAGUAUAGAUCAGCCGAAGAUAGCAAGCAAGCUGCAGGCCCUGGUGGAGCCAAGCUUGAAGUUGCUGGACCUGGUGGUCGUGGGGUGUGGGCCAGCAGGUUUGGCACUUGCGGCAGAGGCAGGCAAAGAGGGACUGAGUGUAGGGCUCAUUGGUCCCGAUGUGCCCUUCGUCAACAACUAUGGGGUCUGGUAUGACGAAUUUCAGUCGCUUGGUCUGGAGCACUGCGUUGAACAGGUGUACGAAAACACAGUUAUCUAUUUGGAGGAUGACAAGCGUGUUUUGCUCGACCGCAAGUAUGGACGUGUCGGAAGAAGCCUUCUGAGAGAAGAACUCUUACGAAGAUGUGCAGAGAAUGGUGUCAUGUAUGUGGAUAGCGAAGUCGACUACGUGCAGGAUAUGCAAGAUGGAGGAAGCACUCUCGUGUGUAAGAACGGACUGAAUGUUCAGUGCAGGCUGUCUGUGAUUGCGGCAGGCGCAGCAGCAGGGAAGUUCCUGACGUAUGAGGCAGGCGUACCCGCAGUAUGUGUGCAAACAGCCUAUGGCAUGGAAGUUGAGGUGGAGGCGAGUUCCUUUGACCCUACUUUGAUGCACUUCAUGGAUUAUAGGGACUUUAAGGGGAGAGCGGAGGCCACAUCAACAGGGAGGAAGAAUGUCAGAAGUCCUUUUGGGAGUGGUGGUGCUGGAGGGGGAGGUGGAGGUGGAGAGGGAGAGGGAGGUGUGGAAAGCGAGAUUCCCACCUUUCUAUAUGUCAUGCCUACGACGCAAACCCGUCUCUUUCUUGAGGAGACCUGUCUUGCUGCUCGACCAGGGCUGACUUUUCAGGAACUGAAGGAGCGGCUGCAUUCUCGGAUCAAGACGCUUGGCUUAAAAGUCCUCAAAGUGCAUGAGGAGGAAUGGUCCUACAUUCCAGUGGGAGGCGCUUUGCCCAUCGGGACGCAGCCGCAACUGGCAUUCGGCGCCGCCGCGAGUAUGAUCCACCCUGCAACAGGUAGGCUAUGGAGGGGUUUUCUGUCGUCAUCUCUGUCGUCCUUCGAUCUUGUGAUGUUUGCCUUCGGAAUGUUCGUCUAUGGGAGUAACUCCAUGCGAAGCCGGCUCGUACGUCAUCUGUUGACGGAUGCUUCGGGGGCUUAUGUUUUCCGGGUCUACAUGGGCCUCGAUGGCGUAUCUCAACCGUCCACCCCUAGUGCCAGAGGGUUGGCUGCUCUCGCUAUUCUAUUGACUUCCGGAGCAUCUUCAACUGCCAAGGGCUUGCUACCUCCCCCAUGAUAUAAGUAAGAAUCGGGAUUGUGCUGCUGAGUCACCUCUGCCUGCACAGCUCCAGAUGAUGUAACGCUGCAUGAUCCGUACGAUCUCCAGCUCCACUGCGCUCAGAAGCAGCAGCUGCGGCAGCACCACCAACCGGACCAGGUACACUCACUAGCGGCACGGACAGGGGGAUAAGGUACAGUCUCCAGUGGUGAUAAUUGGACCAGGUGCAGUCUCCAGUGGUGACAAUUGGACCAGGUACAGUCACUAGCAGAAGCCGGGACCAGAAGCAGUAGCAGCGUUACAUGAAGCAGGAGCGGCAGCGGUGCAUGUCGCAUAUACAGCGCGAGCAAGAGAAAAAUCUUUGUGGGCGCGGAACCUGUAGCUGCAGAGAAGCAGAAGCUAGGUGGACAUCAGAAAGUGCCAGUGCAGGUCGAAUCACCGCCAUUUUUUGUCAUCAUUCUCUUUUUUUUUUACAUCAUUUUCACUAAAAGGCUGGAGUGUCCCUCGCAACAGGUACCGCCAUCGUCGUCAUGAUGAUCAUGAGUGUCGUGGACACGAGCAGGAGGAGCGUGGAGGAUCAGCAGCUGUGUAACGUGCAGCGAGUGUAGGUGUGCCUACGUGCAGUAUGAAGGUCCACAUGGGCGCAGGCAGCUGCAGCAGCAGCGACAGCAGCAUUAGCACUAGAAGUAGAGGUAGGAGUAUCAUCACCUGUAGCAUGUGCCACAGGUGUC
Molecule: messenger RNA, 3752 nt
Organism: Chara braunii
Lineage: Eukaryota; Viridiplantae; Streptophyta; Charophyceae; Charales; Characeae
Source: the annotation of a GenBank genome assembly